UGUUUUCUUAACUUUAAUUAUGCAAACAAGGGACUUCAUAUUUGGGAUAUUGUAUACAAGACUAGAUAGUGUUGAGAUGUAAUCACUACUAGAAAAUUCCCUAUUUCAGACCAACUUUUUUGGUUAGGCAAAAUUCUUGACCGAAAUAAUGACCAUUUUAGGCAUAUUUAUUGAUUGAAAUUACCUUUUGUCCAUAUAAAACCUAAUUCUUUGAUUAAUUCUGUUAAAAACUAAUUCAAUCAUGGAGUUUGACAAAAAUGUAAUGGUGGGAAUUGGGGCCAUAAGUUGUUCAAUCAAGAAUAUUGAUAGAAACCAUUGCCAUCCUUAUUCAAUCAAGUAGAUUGACCAAAACAAUGGCCAACAAAUUCAACCAAGUUUUGCUUGAUAUAAUAUAUUUACUUUGGUCAAAUUCUUAAUUGAAAUAGACCAACUAAAUUGAUUUGAUGGGAGUAGGUUUUCUUUGCAAGUUAUCUUCACAUUUCGAUUAAGUAGUAUGAUCGAAAUACUAGUCUGCACUGAUUAGACUCUUACUAACCAGAUUUUGUAAACCUAUUUCGGUCAGAUUCAUGAUCGAAAUGUAACCUGGAAGUCAUUUGAUGGCAAUAGGUGGCUGGUUCGGCUUUUUCAAAUUGUUUCGAUCAGUGGGCUUGACCGAAUUAGAGUGCAGUGCAGCUGUUCACAACUUUUGGUCAGUAUUUUUGUCCGAAAUGUAAGUGCUGCAACUGAUUAAUAUAUGCAAAUAUGAGUCCCACCAUCUUUUCCACUAUUUGUGAUGAGGUGGGAUAUAGCGUUUUUCCCCCUUUUUUUUUUGGCUUUUUCUCACUUUCAAACUUCUACCAAUGUUGUCUCCAUUCUCAAUUGUGUCCCAAUCUGCUGUGCUAUUUGAUUCAUUAGUAUGUACUUAAGUUUUUUUUUUUUUUUUUUUAUGUUAUGUUUUAUUUUAUUUAUAUAAUUAUUAUUUAUCUAAAAAUACUACUUUUUAUGUGAAUUUGUUGAUAUAUUAUUUUACUUUUCAUAAAUUAACUAGUAUAAUUUACAUUUUUAUUUUUAUGUUUUUUUAUCUGUCUCAAUUCAUUAAUUUUUUCUUGUAGGUCCAUCCAUCUUAUUCAAAAGUUCACUUUGAUUCACCAAAAUUGAAAGUCUCCAUUAUUAUAAUCUAGCUUGCAUACGGAAAGCAACCAAUGCGAAAGCGACAAAGUCAUCAAUGGGGGGAAUCCUCUAAUGCAGCUCCCUUUGUGAUGGAAGAACCAGGUAAUGAUCUAAUUAGAGUGAUGGUUAUAAAUGCAAUGAAUUCACGUGGUAUAGAAUAUAAUAUGAAUGAACAAGCCAAUGAAGAGCUAAUUUUUGAGGAGGCAAUUGGAGAUGCAAAGGAAUUUUUUGAUCUUUUGCAAGUUGCUAACACACCACUUUUUGAUGGAUGUUAUGAGGGUGAUAUAAUACUCAAAUGGGUGUCUCAUUUUAUGAAUGUAAAGACAUUUUAUAAUAUUAGUGUGGCUAACUUGGAUUAUAUGUUAAAGUGCAAUAGAAGAUGGAUUAAACC
Molecule: messenger RNA, 1540 nt
Organism: Rubroshorea leprosula
Lineage: Eukaryota; Viridiplantae; Streptophyta; Magnoliopsida; Malvales; Dipterocarpaceae
Source: the annotation of a GenBank genome assembly